GUAUGGCAUCACAGCUGCAGGUGUUUUCCCCCCCAUCGGUGUCAUCGAGUGCCUUCUGCAGUGCAAAGAAACUGAAAAUAGAGCCCUCUGGCUGGGAUGUUUCAGGACAGAGCAACAACGACAAAUACUACACCCACAGCAAAACCCUCCCAGCCACGCAAGGGCAAGCCAACUCCUCUCACCAGGUAGCAAAUUUCAGUAUUCCUGCUUACGACCAGGGUCUCCUUCUCCCAGCUCCUGCGGUGGAGCACAUUGUUGUAACAGCCGCAGAUAGCUCAGGUAGUGCUGCUACAUCAACCUUCCAGAGCAGCCAGACCCUGACUCACAGAAGCAACGUUUCUUUGCUUGAGCCAUAUCAAAAAUGUGGAUUGAAAAGAAAAAGUGAAGAAGUUGACAGCAACGGUAGUGUGCAGAUCAUAGAAGAACAUCCCCCUCUCAUGCUGCAAAACAGGACUGUGGUGGGUGCUGCUGCCACGACCACCACUGUGACCACAAAGAGUAGCAGUUCUAGUGGAGAAGGGGAUUACCAGCUGGUCCAGCAUGAGAUCCUUUGUUCUAUGACCAACAGCUAUGAAGUCCUGGAGUUCCUAGGCCGGGGGACAUUUGGGCAGGUGGCGAAGUGCUGGAAGCGGAGCACCAAGGAAAUUGUGGCUAUUAAAAUCUUGAAGAACCACCCGUCGUACGCCAGGCAAGGCCAAAUUGAAGUGAGCAUCUUGUCCCGCCUGAGCAGUGAAAAUGCUGAUGAGUACAAUUUUGUCCGUUCUUACGAGUGCUUUCAGCAUAAGAAUCACACCUGCCUUGUGUUUGAGAUGUUGGAGCAGAACUUGUAUGAUUUCCUGAAGCAGAAUAAGUUUAGCCCACUGCCACUCAAGUAUAUCAGACCAAUCUUACAGCAGGUAGCCACAGCUCUGAUGAAGCUUAAGAGCCUGGGUCUGAUCCACGCUGACCUUAAGCCUGAAAACAUCAUGCUGGUGGAUCCCGUGCGCCAGCCCUACCGCGUCAAAGUCAUCGACUUCGGUUCUGCCAGUCAUGUUUCCAAAGCUGUGUGCUCAACCUACCUACAGUCACGCUACUACAGAGCCCCAGAAAUUAUUCUUGGAUUACCAUUUUGUGAAGCUAUUGAUAUGUGGUCACUGGGCUGUGUAAUAGCUGAGCUGUUCCUGGGAUGGCCUCUUUAUCCUGGUGCUUCAGAAUAUGAUCAGAUUCGGUACAUUUCUCAAACACAAGGCCUACCAGCUGAAUAUCUUCUCAGUGCUGGAACAAAAACUACCAGGUUUUUCAACAGAGAUCCUAAUUUGGGGUACCCACUUUGGAGGCUUAAGACUCCGGAAGAACAUGAAUUGGAGACUGGAAUAAAAUCAAAAGAGGCUCGGAAGUACAUUUUUAAUUGUUUAGAUGACAUGGCUCAGGUGAAUAUGUCUACGGACUUAGAGGGAACAGACAUGUUGGCAGAGAAGGCUGAUCGAAGAGAAUACAUUGAUUUGUUAAAAAAAAUGCUAACAAUUGAUGCAGAUAAGAGAAUCACUCCCCUGAAAACUCUUAACCAUCAGUUUGUGACAAUGACUCACCUUCUGGAUUUUCCACAUAGCAAUCAUGUUAAGUCUUGCUUCCAGAACAUGGAGAUCUGCAAGCGGAGGGUUCAUAUGUAUGAUACAGUGAGUCAGAUCAAGAGUCCCUUCACUACACAUGUUGCCCCAAAUACAAGCACAAAUCUAACCAUGAGCUUCAGCAACCAGCUCAAUACAGUGCACAAUCAGGCCAGUGUUCUCGCCUCCAGUUCUACUGCAGCAGCUGCUACUCUUUCUCUGGCUAAUUCAGAUGUCUCACUGUUAAAUUACCAGUCAGCUUUGUACCCGUCAUCUGCAGCACCAGUUCCUGGAGUUGCCCAACAAAGUGUUUCCUUGCAGCCUGGAACCACCCAGAUUUGCACUCAGACAGAUCCAUUCCAACAAACUUUUAUAGUGUGUCCACCUGCUUUUCAAACUGGUCUGCAAGCAACAACAAAACACUCUGGAUUCCCUGUGAGGAUGGAUAAUGCUGUGCCAAUUGUACCCCAGGCGCCGGCUGCUCAGCCGCUGCAGAUACAGUCAGGAGUUCUUACGCAGGGAAGCUGUACACCACUAAUGGUAGCAACUCUCCACCCUCAAGUAGCCACCAUCACACCGCAGUAUGCAGUGCCCUUUACUCUGAGCUGCGCAGCCGGCCGGCCGGCGCUGGUUGAACAGACUGCUGCUGUACUGCAAGCUUGGCCUGGAGGAACUCAGCAAAUUCUCCUGCCUUCAACUUGGCAACAGUUGCCUGGGGUAGCACUACACAACUCUGUCCAGCCCACAGCAGUAAUUCCAGAGGCCAUGGGGAGUGGCCAGCAGCUAGCAGACUGGAGGAAUGCCCACUCUCAUGGCAGCCAGUACAGCACUAUCAUGCAGCAGCCAUCCUUGCUGACUAACCACGUGACACUGGCCACUGCCCAGCCCCUGAAUGUCGGCGUUGCUCAUGUUGUCAGACAACAACAAUCCAGUUCCCUUCCUUCAAAGAAGAAUAAGCAGUCUGCUCCAGUGUCUUCCAAAUCCUCUCUGGAUGUUCUGCCUUCCCAAGUCUAUUCUCUGGUUGGGAGCAGUCCUCUCCGCACCACAUCUUCUUACAAUUCCCUAGUCCCUGUCCAAGAUCAGCAUCAGCCAAUCGUCAUUCCAGAUACCCCCAGCCCUCCUGUAAGUGUCAUCACCAUCCGAAGUGACACUGAUGAGGAAGAGGACAAUAAAUAUAAGCCCAGUAGCUCUGGCCUGAAGCCGAGGUCUAACGUCAUCAGUUAUGUCACUGUUAAUGAUUCUCCAGACUCUGACUCUUCCUUGAGCAGCCCGUAUUGCACUGAUACCCUGAGUGCUCUCCGGGGCAAUAAUGGACCACUUCUGGAAGGCCCUGGCAGAGUUAUGGCAGAUGGUGCUGGCACUCGCACUAUCAUUGUGCCUCCACUGAAAACUCAGCUUGGUGACUGCACCGUAGCAACCCAGGCCUCAAGUCUCCUAAGCAGUAAGACCAAGCCAGUGGCUUCAGUGAGUGGGCAGUCAUCUGGAUGCUGUAUCACCCCCACAGGGUAUCGAGCUCAACGUGGUGCGGCCAGCGCAGCGCAGCCACUCAACCUAAGCCAGAACCAGCAGUCCUCGUCCGUUCCAACCUCGCAGGAAAGAAGCAACAACCCUGCUCCCCGCAGACAGCAGGCGUUUGUGGCCCCGCUCUCCCAGGCGUCUUACGCCUUCCAGCAUGGCAGCCCACUACACUCAACGGGGCACCCACACCUGGCCCCAGCCCCUGCUCACCUGCCAAGCCAGCCUCACCUGUAUACGUAUGCUGCCCCCACCUCUGCUGCUGCUGCGUUGGGCUCCACCAGCUCCAUUGCUCACCUUUUCUCCUCACAGGGUUCUUCGAGGCAUGCUGCAGCCUAUGCCACUCACCCCAGCACUCUGGUGCACCAGGCCCCUGUCAGUGUUGGGCCCAGCCUCCUCACUUCUGCCAGCGUGGCCCCUGCUCAGUACCAACAUCAGUUUGCCACCCAGUCCUAUAUUGGGUCUUCUCGAGGCUCAACAAUUUAUACUGGAUACCCGCUGAGUCCCACCAAGAUCAGCCAGUAUUCUUACUUGUAGUUGGUGAGCACGAGGGAGGAGGAGGGUUCAUGGCUGCCUGCUCCUGGCCCUGAGUUCUUAACGAGCUACGUAUGGUGAGCACCUCCCUUACACUCUCUUAAAACUUCUUAGCCAGCAACUUGUUCUGCAGGAACCCACUGAAGCUGAAGGCUUUUUGCUGGGGAACCUGUCUCAGUGUUGACUGCAUUGUUGUAGUCUCCCAAACUUUGCCCUAUUUUUUAAUUCUUUAUUUUUAUGACAGCAUUUUUGGUAUUUGGAAGAGUUCAGAAGCCAUCUUCUGCAGUUACCAAGGAAGAGAGAUCAUUCUGAAGUUAUCCUUUGAAAAAUAUUUUGUCUCUCUCACUUGAUUUCUAUAAAUGCUUUUGAAUACAAGUGAAGCCCACUUUAUUUAACUUUGUUUUAUUGUGGUUGCUGGUCAGAGGCUAAAAGCCGAUAGAUUAAAAUCUGGUGACAGAGAAAAGAAAAAUAAGUACUUUUGGUUUGUUUAAAAUUCAAGGCUUAUUUACUUAUUUUAUUUUACAGCAGCUUAUACCACUCUGUAUUUUACUGUCAGGCAUUUCUCCUCAAAAAUUUAUCUUUGUUUUGGGGACAGUCAAAUUUACAUUGUUUUAGUUUUCUUUUCCUGUUGCAUUAUACUUAAUGGACUUUUUAAACUAGUUACAUAUUGAUUGGUUACAUAUGUGAUUAUUGCAAAGUAGGGUUAAAAAAAUUUUCUAGUCAUUCAGUGUGAGAGAAUUUGUGCCCACCAUGGAAAUGCCAAUUAUUUUUUUUAAAUGAAGUGCCAUGAAUUCUUUUAAAAAUUAUUUUUAAGGACUCCACUUUUCUGAUUCAACUUAAAUUUUAUUAGAGAAGCCAUUAAAGUGAUUAUUGUAUGGUGGUAGUGGUUUUAUUAUAUGCAAAAUCUCUUUCUAUUAUGAGAUACUGGCAUUGAUGAGCUUGCCAACAGGUUGUUGGUAUUGGUGAUCUUUGCCUGAAGAUUACUAUGAAUUUUCAAGAAUCCACCUCUGUGUUUUCCUCAUCUCUCCCUUCUGUUUUAUGCGAUUUAUUUGGGGAGAAAGCUAAAGGAUCUGAAACUAGAUAAGAACGUUGUUAUGUAUAGCUUUUAUACUUUAAAGUAGCUUCCUUUGUAUGCCAGCAGCAAAUUGAAUGCUCUCUUAUUGACUUAUAUAAUAAGUGCAUGUAGGAAUUGCAAAAAAAUAUUUUAAAAAUUUAUUACGGAAUUUAAAAUAUUU
Molecule: messenger RNA, 4870 nt
Organism: Fukomys damarensis (Damara mole-rat)
Lineage: Eukaryota; Metazoa; Chordata; Mammalia; Rodentia; Bathyergidae
Gene: Hipk1
Product: homeodomain interacting protein kinase 1
Exons: 15
Coding region: 3-3638 (1211 amino acids)
Biological process (GO): peptidyl-threonine phosphorylation; intrinsic apoptotic signaling pathway in response to DNA damage by p53 class mediator; smoothened signaling pathway
Cellular component (GO): cytoplasm; nucleus; PML body
Molecular function (GO): protein serine/threonine kinase activity; protein tyrosine kinase activity; ATP binding
Source: RefSeq, a predicted model, not a curated record